This is a messenger RNA of Drosophila ficusphila, 687 nucleotides long. RefSeq lists its product as uncharacterized. Gene Ontology annotation, molecular function: nucleic acid binding. Bases 1 to 687 code for a protein of 228 amino acids. NCBI's taxonomy places the organism in Eukaryota, Metazoa, Arthropoda, Insecta, Diptera, Drosophilidae. The transcript is spliced from 2 exons. The record is from RefSeq and is a predicted model, not a curated record.
AUGGCGGAUCUCCCAAAGGAGCGAUUGGAUGGAUCUCAUGCAUUUGAAGUCACUGGCAUUGACUUUUGUGGAUCAUUCAUUUACAAGCCGGAAGUGCGAAACAAGGCCCCAGUAAAAUGCUACGUUUGCGUCUUUAUCUGCUUCGAAACAAAGGCCAUUCACUUGGAGUUGAUCAGGGAUCUCUCAACGGACAAUGCAACGAACUUUGUGGGUGCACGCAAUGAGCUGAUUGAGUUGAGACGCCUGUUCCUCAGCGACGAGCAUCAGAAAGCGACGUUGGAUUUUUGCCUAGCGGAGCUUAUUGAUUGGCGCUUUAAUCCUCCCAGAUCGCCACAUUUUGGUGGUUUCUGGGAAGCUGCGGUAAAGACGGCGAAGUACCAUUUCUACCGCGCUAUUGGGCCUUCAGUGUUGGCCUUCGAUGAGCUGCGGACUCUUCUGUGCCAUAUUUCGGCAGUAGUUAACUCCCGGCCUUUAGUCUCAAUUUCAGAAAAUCCCGCUGAUCUGGAUGUGAUGACGCCAGCCCUCUUUCUGAAUGGUGGCCCACCAUCCUCAUUCAUCGAGCCGGAUGUGACCGCCCUUAACUUCAAUCGGUUGGAUGGAUGGCGACGUGUGGCCUACUUGCAGCAAGUCUUCUGGACCCGAUGGAAGAAGGAAUACCUGACGCUACUGCAGCAGCGCACCAAAUGA